Molecule: messenger RNA, 381 nt
Organism: Fusarium venenatum
Lineage: Eukaryota; Fungi; Ascomycota; Sordariomycetes; Hypocreales; Nectriaceae
Source: RefSeq, a predicted model, not a curated record
AUGAUAUACCGUUACUCAAAUGAGUAUGAUGAGCAUGAUGAGCACGAAGAAGUACAAAAGUUUGAGGAUGCCUAUGAUGAAGCUCAAAGACUACGUGAGAUUCGGGCAGCGCAAAAGCAACAACUUGAACGAACAAACACUCCCAUCCCUGAUUCCUCAGCUAAUGAUCGAUCCAAAAAGUCUAAGGAUGCUCGCACCGGUAGCGAUGACUCCGACGAUGGUGGCGAUGACUCUGGCGACGGUGUGCCUGUUGAUUCCAAUGCUCAUGAAGGAUGCGAUGGUUCUCAUGACGAUGGUGAAUCUAAUAGUUCUCUUGAAGAUGCCGCUCCCACCCGCCGUCGUUGCGACGCCUGCGACAAGACUUUCUUGGGCCAAGAUUGA